Danaus chrysippus (African queen) is the source of this 984-nucleotide messenger RNA. Lineage: Eukaryota; Metazoa; Arthropoda; Insecta; Lepidoptera; Nymphalidae. The record is from the annotation of a GenBank genome assembly.
AUGAAGAUGAAGAUGCUCCCAAAAGAUGAAGAUGCCCCCGAGCUAGAGUCACGACUUCAAUUCCAUAAGCAAUUUAUGAUAGGAGCACAAAGUAACAGAGUGGGGUUAGGAUCAAAUAGGAAAGUCCAAGAUGCGGAUAUUUUGAAGUCUUUUAUUCGGCAAGACGAGAAUGAUAAAUAUAAGAUCCAUGCAAUGAAUUUAGAAAUGCAGAACGAGUGGUUAGACAUAGGAGGUUUUUGCAUCCCAUUAGCAUUAAAAUGGCGCACUUUAAUUUAUGAUUGGUCGCCAGCAUUGCUAAAAUUCUAUCUCAAUGAGUUCCAGAUGACUCUCCCAGAUCAGAGUAAUUUAGUAAGAUGGGGUAAAAGUACCGAAAAAACUUGCUAUAUCUGUGGAAAGGCAGUUGGAACUGCUAAACAUCUGCUGGUGGGAUGUAAGGUACUCCUGGACAGCGGUCAAUACUCGCGUCGUCACGAUAGGGUUUUAGAAGUCAUACGUGAAGCGGGCUACAAAAUCAAACGUCAAGCCUUAUUCAUCCUUAAAGCGGCGUCGGAUUGGACUAUAAUGAUGGACACGUAUGAAAAACAGUAUAAAAUCCCCGAGGACAUUUGUGUGUCGGCCUCCAGACCGGAUAUAUUUUUGUUUUCGCGAAUUUUAAAGCGCGUAGUGAUGAUAGAGCUUACGGUCCCUUGGGAAACCAACAUCCCCAAAGACCAUACCAUCAAGGUCAACAAAUAUUACGAGCUCACAAAGGAACUCACUCGAAAUAGGUUCGUAGUAGAUUUGUACGCGGUGGAGGUGGGAGCGAGAGGUAUAACAGCGAAAUCUCUCUAUAACCUACUAAAGGACUUGGGCUUGUCCAGAACUCACAUUAAUGCAUUCUUGGAACGUACAUCGAAGGCAGCCCUAGUAGGUUCUUUUCAAAUUUGGUUAGGUAGGGAGAGGAGCUUGGACAGUGGAGGUGAGCGUAUAACGCGCGUUAGUUAA